Messenger RNA from Phytophthora nicotianae INRA-310, 1444 nucleotides. RefSeq lists its product as hypothetical. The record is from RefSeq and is a predicted model, not a curated record. The transcript is spliced from 2 exons. Gene Ontology annotation, molecular function: nucleotide binding. NCBI's taxonomy places the organism in Eukaryota, Oomycota, Peronosporomycetes, Peronosporales, Peronosporaceae. The coding region runs from base 415 to 1170 and encodes 251 amino acids.
UUUGCUUUGAGGACAACGAGAAGAAUCAAUGGGCGCCGACUCGCAAGUUCCGCUUCGCUGGGGGUUCAUCGGCUGUGGCAAAAUUGCCAAUGAUUUCGUCAAUGCUUUGAAAGGGAUGGCCGGCGAGACCGCGAGGCUGUCGGCUUGUGCAGCCCGAUCGCUUGAAACUGCACAGCAGUUUGCUAAAACUCACGGUGUGUUCAUCAAGGGCGGUGAAUGAAUGUUUUAAUGUAGCUAAUCGAAUCGCAUCUCUAUUUUUUUUUUGCAGGCUUUGCUCACGCGUACGGCUCAUACGAAGAGCUGUGCGAGGACCGAGACGUCGAUGUGGUAUAUAUCGCCACCAUUCACCUCGUGCACUUCGAACAGAUUACACUGGCGCUAAAUCAUGGCAAGCACGUGCUGGUUGAGAAACCCAUGACAAUGAACGCCAAGCAGACGGCAUCAGUGGUUGAAUUGGCCAAGACGAAAAAGCUUUUCCUCAUGGAAGGUGUGUGGACACGCUGCUUUCCCUUCCUGAAGUUUGUGCGGCAACUACUAUCUGAAGGAAACAUUGGUGAUGUUCACCACGUCCACGGAGAUAUCGGCAUCCCGUACGUGAACUCCAAGAACGAAGCGAACUUUCGCAGUUCUUCGGGUGAUGGAGCGCUGCUCGGUAUCGGAAUCUACCCCUUGUCGUUCGUGACGAUGGUGUUCGGUACGGAGCCGUUGAAGAUCACUACCACUGGCAAAACCAGCUCGGGUGGGGCCGAUAUAUACGGCUCGGCCACACUCGAAUACAGUGGCAAUCGGAUCGGCACCAUAAAUUUCACGGCUUUGGCAACUCUGGGCAACUCUGUCACCAUCACGGGCAGCAAAGGCAGAAUUUGCAUCCCGGCUCCUGCUCACUGUGCCACAGAGGUCACCGUCACCCAGUUCCUCGAAGAUGGCACGCAACAAACCAAGACGAUGCAAUUUCCGUGGCCAACCCCGUCAACGAACAUUGCUACACCGUUCAAUUAUCCGGGAUCGGAAGCUCUUGUCUACGAAGCGGAGACGGUCACCAAGGCAAUUGGUAGUGGACAACUACAGUGCGAGGAGUACCCACCUGAGGAGUCCUUGGCUAUCGCGAAGUUCAUGGACGAGAUCCGAGGGGCUAUUGGAGUAGUCUACGCAGCCGACUCGGCGCAUUAAACUCCCGCUGGCUCGACUCCAGUGGCGUUGGACAGAUCGUUUAAAGUGAUUGGAAUAAUGGUAGUCGUUGCAUUUUAUCUGUGUGACGCGUAACUCGUGAUAACCCCCUGCAAACAACGCUACGCGGUAUCCUCUGUGCAAAGUUAGUGAGUCGCAACAACCCGCAAAAUAUCACCAAUUUGGCAACCAAAACACCGCCUUUCGUUUUUUGUUUUUGCGAUUUGUUGAUAGCAGCUCUGACUCACUAAUUUGCCUAAAAGUUAUUAAUACUAAG